AUGGCAGGUAACAAGAAUCUUGUCGUUGAUAAUUCUGUAUCGAUAUCGAAUGCCAAUCAUCAGGAAGAUAUAAAUUAUAGCAUCGAGUUAAAUCGUUGGCUCUUGAAGGCAACUGGAAUCUGGCCUAGAAACGAAAACACGAGCUUGCUCGAGAUACUUCUUUCUCGAUUUUUAAACGUUCUACAUACGUCGUUAAUAAUUUUCCUUUUAAUCGGUACGGUUCUUUACAUACUCCUGGACGUACAGGAUAUUCAGGCGAAGCUAAAUAAAAUAGGUCCAAUCUCGUUCACUACUGCAACCUUGAUAAAAUAUUGGUUACUGAUACUUCAUGAAAGUGGAAUUAAACGUUGCUUGGAUCACAUAGAGAUCGAUUGGAAAGGGGUUAGGCGUCAGGAAGAUCGACGGAUUAUGCUUGAAACCGCUCAUAUUGGUCGACGUAUCGUCGUAAUUUCCGCGUCUUUUGGAUUUGGCGCUUUAUUUCUAUAUCGUGUAAUAGUCCCGUUAAAUUCACCGAAGAUGGUAGUAGGUAACUUGACGUUCAGGCCGUUAGCUUAUCCGGUUUCCAAAGUUAUCAUCGAUGCUCGUCAAAGUCCGGCCAACGAGCUAAUUCUUUUAACACAAUGUAUUUGUGGUUUCAUUAUGAGUGCUAUCACAGUGGGUUCCUGCAGUCUAGUAGCCAUUUGCUCCCUUCACGCCUGUGGACAGCUGAAAAUCUUAAUGCACUGGUUGAAUCGUCUCAUAAACGGGCGUGCCGAUGAAAAUGAUACAAUGGAUGAUCGAUUAAGUGACAUCGUUAAAAAACACGUGCGAGUAUUGAAUUUCAUCACAUGUACGGAAGAUUCUAUGAACGAAAUUUCUCUCGUAGAGAUCUUUGCAUGUAGUUUAAAUAUGUGUAUGGUUGGAUAUUACAUGAUUAGGGGCUGGAAUAAUGUCAAUACGAUUAAUAUGUUGACCUAUGUCACACUUCUCAUAUCCUUUGUGUUUAAUAUAUUUAUUAUCUGUUAUAUUGGUGAAUUACUUGCAGAUGAGUGCAAGAAAAUGGCAGAAUCGACCUAUAUGAUCAAUUGGUAUCAACUUAAAGGAAAAAAAGCUCUCAGUCUCAUUCUAAUAAUUUCGAUGUCGUUGUCAUCUAGUAGACUCACCGCUGGAAAGUUCAUCGAUUUAUCUCUAAGAAGUUUUGGCGACGUUAUCAAAACUUCGAUGGCUUACUUGAAUAUGCUUCGUGCCGUUACAUCGUAA
Vespula vulgaris is the source of this 1239-nucleotide messenger RNA. RefSeq lists its product as uncharacterized. Lineage: Eukaryota; Metazoa; Arthropoda; Insecta; Hymenoptera; Vespidae. Gene Ontology annotation, cellular component: plasma membrane. The coding region runs from base 1 to 1239 and encodes 412 amino acids. Gene Ontology annotation, molecular function: odorant binding; olfactory receptor activity. Gene Ontology annotation, biological process: detection of chemical stimulus involved in sensory perception of smell; sensory perception of smell. The record is from RefSeq and is a predicted model, not a curated record. The transcript has 5 exons.